Copidosoma floridanum is the source of this 419-nucleotide messenger RNA. RefSeq names its product histone H2A. NCBI's taxonomy places the organism in Eukaryota, Metazoa, Arthropoda, Insecta, Hymenoptera, Encyrtidae. Gene Ontology annotation, molecular function: DNA binding; protein heterodimerization activity; structural constituent of chromatin. Gene Ontology annotation, cellular component: nucleosome. The record is from RefSeq and is a predicted model, not a curated record.
UAGACUUCGAUUUCAAGUUUACAACCUCACUAGAAUCAUGUCUGGACGUGGCAAAGGUGGUGGCAAGGUGAAGGGAAAGUCCAAGACCCGUUCGACUCGUGCUGGACUCCAGUUCCCCGUUGGACGUAUCCAUCGUCUAUUGCGUAAAGGCAACUACGCCGAACGAGUGGGUGCCGGUGCGCCUGUGUACUUGGCCGCCGUCAUGGAAUAUUUGGCCGCUGAGGUUCUUGAGUUGGCUGGCAACGCAGCUCGUGACAACAAGAAGACCAGAAUCAUCCCUCGUCAUCUCCAACUAGCCAUCCGCAAUGACGAAGAAUUAAACAAGCUGCUCUCUGGAGUUACCAUCGCUCAAGGUGGUGUCUUGCCCAAUAUCCAGGCUGUUCUUCUACCCAAGAAGACCGAGAAAAGCUCGUAAUCAU